AUGUCGACUAUUAGUGGAACCGUCUUCCGUCGAGGCGCUGAGCUCGCCGCUGUUCAUCUGAAGAGAGAGCCGUCUGACAAUCAGCCCCGGACAUCGCCAUGGAUGUUCGGCAUCUUCGGGCUGACCAUCCUCGCGCUCAGUGUGACCAUAUGGGCGGUCCAAUAUACACUGGGCAUGGUGGUCGCCACCUUGGCGGCGGUCGAGGAUACCAACCCCGACAUCUACGUCCGCAUCGACAAUAAUAACGACGACCCCAAUAAGCCCGUCAACCCGAACGAGCCCGAAAUGGCCGCUUCCACCCCCCUCCAGCCCAUCACCAGCAAGCUGCGCACGACCGUGCGGCAUCUGCGCGGCCGAGGCGGGUUCUGGUCGCCGUUCCGCGGUCUUAGCAUCUUCCUCGUCUACUCCCUCACUGGCGGCUUCAUCUGGGCCUUGCUCCCCACCCGUGACUCGUUCCUCGGUCAGUUCCUCGUCCAGUGUUGCGUCAGCAUGCUCCUGGCUACCUGGCAGAUGGCCUGGGUGCACAUCGUCAUCUCCGAGCCCUCGCCCAAGCCCUUCUACCAGCGCAUCCCCAGCUACCGGACCUGGCCGAAGAUUGCCCCCGCGGUGGCUCUGCAGGAUAUCCUCACUGCAGCCGGCUUCUUCCUCCCGCUGGCUUUCCUCGAAGCUGUUGGUCUGAUCGAUUUUAAGACCCCCAAGAACGAGAUUACGAUGAAAAUCGUGUGCAGCACCAUGGCCGUCUAUCUUAUCCCAGCCCUGUUUGCCUUUUUGAUUUCCAUCCCCGCCCGUGGUAUCUUCAUCCGUGUUGCUGCGUCGAUGCUUCCGGAGGAGGAUGAGUCGAUCGUGCCCUUUGACCGGUCCUUUGGUGGUAAGGUGAACCCCGCCAUCACCGGCGGCAGUGGCUGUCUCAGCCUCACCGAUGCGUGGGCUACCUUUGACUGGUCGGCUCGCGUCCGUUUUGGCAAAGUCAUCGGUAAGACGGUUUUGAUCCAGAUGGCGCUGGCUGUUGCGGCUGGGGCUAUCCUGGUUGGGGAGCUGAUGCUGAUGGGUCCUGGUGUCCUGGCUGUUGGCGCCCCUUCGGAUCCCCAGGGCAUGAGCAUGUAG
Molecule: messenger RNA, 1104 nt
Organism: Penicillium lagena
Lineage: Eukaryota; Fungi; Ascomycota; Eurotiomycetes; Eurotiales; Aspergillaceae
Exons: 2
Coding region: 1-1104 (367 amino acids)
Source: RefSeq, a predicted model, not a curated record